UACACAGUACACAACAGAUAUAAAUUUUUAUGAUAUCAGAAUUAUUUAAAUAGAUUAUAAAUAUUACAUGCCACAACAAUGUUUUAAUUAGAUAUCUCAUGUGAGGAAUGAUGUUUUGCAAGAUUUUAUCUCCUUUGAUAAUAUUAGGUCUUGUGGUUAUAGAAGUUCGUUCCAGACACAGAAUAGUAGGUGGAGUGGACGCUGACAUUAAUGAUUACCCUUACCAAAUAGGUCUACUACAUAGAAAGAGCCAGAUUUGUGGAGGUGCAAUACUUACUAAUAGAUAUGUUGUAACUGCUGGCCAUUGUACUUAUGGCAAAAGUACAUCACUACUAUCAGUUCGUGUUGGAUCCUCAUUUAGAUCUUUUCAAGGUCAAAUUCACUAUAUAACGAAAGUGCAUCGUCACCACAAUUAUAACCCAGAAAAUUAUGACUAUGAUAUCAGCAUACUGGAACUGAAGACUCCAUUGAAUUUUACCAAUAGCAUUAGUGCUGUAUCUUUGGCAUCAUCAGGUACUAUUAUUAGUGACGGGUUAGUAGGAACAGCUACUGGAUAUGGAAGAUUAUCUCAAGAUGGUAAGGCUUCUGAAAAGCUAAAAGCGGUGCAGUUGCCUAUUAUAUCUACCAAUAGUUGCAAAAAAUAUUAUGAUGUUACAGAAAGAAUGUUUUGUGCUGGUUACGAUGAAGGAGGAAAAGACACAUGUGAGGGAGAUUCAGGUGGACCUUUAGUAGUAUCUGGAAUUCUGAUUGGCAUAACCUCUUGGGGAUACGAUUGUGCUGAAGCAAAAAACCCUGGAGUAUAUUCUAGUAUUCCUGUAUUAAGAGAAUUUAUAAAUUCUAUACUAAACUAUACAACAUUUCAUCUAAUCAUGAGAAUCUUAUCAGCUUUAUGUUUUGUAUUUGCACUGUUUAUUGUUGAAGGAUAUUCAGCAGCUUUGAACAGAACAAAGAGUGCUCUUAGAAUAGUUGGAGGACAAGAUGCUCUAAUUCAGGAUUAUCCGUACCAAGUUUCAAUUCUCUUUUACGGAAAACAUGGAUGCGGUGGUUCAAUAAUCAAUCGAUACUAUAUUUUGACAGCAGCACAUUGUACUUAUGAUGUCACGAAAUCAGUGCUGACCGUACGUGUAAACUCUUCCUUCAGAGACGAGCAAGGCACAGUCUACGAGGUAGAUCAAAUCUUUGUACAUGAUGGUUUUGACGACAGCACAUACGACAACGAUAUAAGCAUCCUUCGUCUUGCAACACCUUUAACCUUUGGAAACGGAGUCAGUCCAAUCGCACUAGCAACUGCUGGAACGCAAAUAAAAGACGGUUUAGAAGCAUAUGCCACCGGAUGGGGUCGUUUGGGAGAGCAUAUGCCAGCUUCUCAUCAGCUACAAGUCGUUAUGUUACCUGUAAUUUCUACCGAGACAUGUGCUGAAUAUUAUCCCCCUGGAUGGGUUACCAGGAGGAUGUUCUGUGCUGGUUAUUACGAGCAAGGAGGAAAAGAUACUUGUGAGGGUGAUUCUGGAGGACCACUUGUAGUAUCUGGAAUUCAAAUUGGACUAGUAUCAUGGGGAACAAUAUGUGCAGCACCUAAGAGACCUGGAGCGUUUACAAAAAUACCUGAAUUCGUCGAUUAUAUUAAUUCUAUAAUAUACAACUAAAAUGUUUUGCGUUUGUUUAUGAACUAAAAUGAAUAAAAGAAUAUUAAUCAUAGAGAAGUAAAAA
Messenger RNA from Diabrotica virgifera virgifera (western corn rootworm), 1710 nucleotides. Its product is annotated as CUB and peptidase domain-containing protein 1-like. The record is from RefSeq and is a predicted model, not a curated record. Gene Ontology annotation, molecular function: serine-type endopeptidase activity. NCBI's taxonomy places the organism in Eukaryota, Metazoa, Arthropoda, Insecta, Coleoptera, Chrysomelidae. The transcript has 9 exons. Bases 108 to 1646 code for a protein of 512 amino acids. Gene Ontology annotation, biological process: proteolysis.